AUGGAUGGAAAGGCGCCCGAAACCUCCUUUCUACGCAACUCCCGGGUCAGCCUCGUAGACAUGCAGCCAACUGCUGAGGUAGACCUCUUGUCACAGGCUCGUGCAUACCUCUCAGUAGCUCCUUCGGCGACUCUUCCCACUCCGCCCCUUGUAGACAAGGCUAUUGCAGGGGAUAAGCUUACUCACCUUACACAGAGGUUUCAGAGCCUUGACAGCAACCGAAUGCAUUGGUUUGUCCGCCUGCAGGCCUUGAUCUAUAUCAACGACCAUUUAACGAAGGACGACAUGAGGCCGUACAUUUCUAUCCUGGUCCCAGGGUCAAUUCAGCCACUGAUGAAGCAGCUACACGAAAAGCGAAAGACCUUUACACCGUUCUUGUCUUCAAUUCUGAUAGAAUUCUCUAAAGUUUCCCCCCUUCAUAUUGCACCGGUAGCACACGAGAUCCUAGCAUAUUGCCUUCGGGAUCGUUCGAAUCAGGCGAUGGACUGUGUGUAUACAAUCUGUCAAGAGGUUCCGCUGUCCCAAGCAGCCUGGGAAGCUAUACUACUCUUCAUUUUUGACCAGCAGUACUCCAACUUCUUCAAAGAGAAGUUCUCGGCGAUCUGUGACGAACCAGAAAACACGUCUCCUCUUCCGUUGGAGGUGAAGCAGCAGAUACUGGAGCUUGCCUGCGAAAGCACGGUGCAUUAUGGCCUCUCGUCCAUGGCCGCGCAAGCAGUUUCGGCAGGCGGAUACGACACAAAGACAUUUUCUGCAAAGGGAGUAGAGGCAUAUGCAAGGAUUCUCUGCGGCAUGUUCUCCGUUAGGGGUGCUGAUAGCAACACCUCUCUCUAUGGAACAUCGUCGAAGCUUGUUGGCACUCUAUCAAAGACAGUCAAAUUUGAUGAGAACUCUAUCAAUAUCACCUCUACCCCUGGUAAGGCCCCUACAUCCAUCCCAGACCUACGCCACCAUCAGCCAGAAUUAGGGUCUGGCUCUACGUUUCUUCCGCCACAGAGUGCCUCCAUGACUGGUCACUCCCUCCAGUCCUUCCGACCAUCCAUUCAAGAAGAAAUGAACUCCCAUCCUGUCGUCACCUUUGGGUCCACUGGUGGGGCAAGCAUCAUCGGAGCCAUGAGUGGCCUGAGCGCGACACCAUCUGCUCGGGAAAGUAUCGAAGAUAUGAUUGGAGUGGCUGAUGUGAACGCAGCACUUGAUAACGUGGCCAAUUCGACACACAAGGUUGCACCAGUCAUUCAUACAUCCACACCGCCCUUUGCAAAGAAGUCCCAGCCUGUAGUGAAGACACCAGGAGAUGCUCUUGAGCAGUUUAUACGUGAAGCAAGUCUGGGACCAACGUUCUUCAAUGAAAGCCAAGCACCGCAAGAUGCAGAUACAACUAUGAAUCUUCUGGAACAAGCCCGAAACCUGGUGUCUUCACAGAGCGUGUAUGCCUCAGAUGCAAAUGAAACCAUGAAUAUGGACGAUAUACUCUCCUAUGUCAACAACUUGGGCAAGACUAAUGCAAGCAGGCGCGUCACGGGUGUGAUGGGCGUCCCUCCCAUAGGUCCAUCCCAGUCGGUAUCUAUGGCCUCUCCAGGCAUGGGGAUAUCGAGCUAUGCAGGUCUUUCAGGCCAUGGUGGCACUGUCCCCAACUCCGCUGGUUACACAGGCUACUCCAUAGAUAGGAAGGACACGGUAGAGCGUGGUGAGUCUCUGCAGAGGCCACUGGGUUUGCAAAGCAAUUAUUCUAGCAUGGAAGAACUUAACGCUCUUCGUCAAACAAACAAAGACUUGGAAGCCCAACUCAAUAGCGCCAAACUACAGAUUCGGGAAUAUGUGGAGAAGAUCAACAACUACAAUGACACACUGCUGAACAUGCAGACAGAGUCUGUUUCCACAGGCGCCUCUACACAGCUCUAUCUCCAAAACCUAGCACUGCAAGGAGAGCUUGACUCCUUGAAGAGUGGCUUCGACAGACUGACAGAAAAAUAUCAAGCCCUGAAAGAGCGCGACAGAACCAUGAUGGACCGCCUCGACAAGUACGAAAGCAAGCAGCAGCAAUUUAAGACAAUGUUUGAACAAGCUACAGAGAGAUAUGAGACAAUGAAACGAGUAACGAAUGAUAAGCUUCUAGCAUACAAAGAAGAAAAUGACAAACUGAGAGCCGAGCUAGGAGGUUUACACAGUAGUAGCGGGAAAAGAGAGGACUCUGGCUCUUCUGCAGAGAUAGCUGCACUGCGAUCGGAGAUAGAAGCUCUUAAAAAUGAUAAGGCAAACCUCACUGCUGUGACAAAAAGGUUAAUCGCAAAACUAAGUGUUGUUAGCAAGCAAACGACAGACGCCUAG
This is a messenger RNA of Giardia duodenalis, 2328 nucleotides long. RefSeq lists its product as uncharacterized. Bases 1 to 2328 code for a protein of 775 amino acids. The record is from RefSeq and is a predicted model, not a curated record. The transcript has a single exon. NCBI's taxonomy places the organism in Eukaryota, Fornicata, Diplomonadida, Hexamitidae.